Molecule: messenger RNA, 2798 nt
Organism: Menidia menidia (Atlantic silverside)
Lineage: Eukaryota; Metazoa; Chordata; Actinopteri; Atheriniformes; Atherinopsidae
Source: the annotation of a GenBank genome assembly
GUUGGAGCCUGUGCGCACUCCGGCAUAGGAGAGAGAGGCUGGAUCUCCUGAUUGAAUCCAGCUGUUGGGAGAGCAGCUAUACUCGGAGGGGGCCCGUCAAUUUGCAUAGCUAAAUAACCAGCACGGUCGAAAAGGGAUCCGGGGGCAAAAAAAAAAAAAAACGGGACGGUCCAUUUUUCGGAAAAGACACUCCUUCAACGGUUGGUCAAUGUGCCGCAGCUCCGGCUCGAUCAGACAAUCGUGCUUGAUGAAAACCUGGUGUCGGCUUUCGCGUAUAAGGGCGCAUAGUUGAGGGGGGGGUUGGUGAGAGGGCCCCGCUGGGAAUCGGAUUUACGGGUCGUCUGAAUAUUUCCUUUGAGGGGGGAGAGCUCUCUAGAAACCAUUAAAACCAUGCUUCUUGAAAUAGGUGGCCCCCGGUUUUGUGCUUCUCCAAGGAUGUUGGCUGCUCUGGUAUUUAUUCUGCUUUGGAUCCAGCCUGGGCACGGACAGACCUGCAUCAAUGGCUUUGCGUUUGACAUUGGCUUAAGGAGGUGUGCAGAUGUGAACGAGUGCGACAUCCUGCCGCAGCCCUGCCAGGGGGACAUGGAGUGCGUCAACCAGAUCGGCGGUUACCGCUGCAUCUCGGCCGGCCUGUACGAUCGGCCUUACAGACAAAGCGGCCCGGUUCUGCCCGAGCUCAGCUACCCGGACCCCCCCGAGGGCAACGCGGAGACUUUCCUGCCGGCCGGUCCCAGACCCGUCGGGCCAAGUUACCCCAGAGUGGGGAGCCCGGUGCUGUGCACUCUGGGAUACGCUCCCGCGGCGGAUGGCACCUGUAACGACAUUGAUGAAUGCGAGACAAACUCUCAUCACUGCAACCCAACCCAGGUCUGCAUCAACACAUCGGGCGGUUACACCUGCUCCUGCACCGAAGGCUACUGGCUCAUUGGUGGACAGUGUCAGGAUAUCGACGAAUGCCGUUACGGUUACUGCCAACAGCUGUGUGCAAAUGUCCCCGGCUCCUACUCCUGCUCCUGUAACCCCGGCUUCCUCCUCAAUCCAGACGGCCGGACCUGCCAGGAUGUGGAUGAAUGUGAAGAUGAGCCUUGCUCUCAUGGCUGCUUCAACACCUACGGCUCAUUUAUGUGCAACUGUGAUGAGGGAUUCGAGUUGGCAUCUGAUGGUACAACUUGCAUUGACUUGGAUGAGUGCAGUUUCUCUGAGUUAUUGUGCCAGUACAGAUGUGUGAACACCCCUGGCUCUUUCGCCUGCAUCUGUCCACCUGGUUAUUAUGUAUUUGAAGAUGGCAGGAGUUGUGAAGAUAUCAGUGAAUGUGACACUGGCAACAACACCUGCACAGCAGAACAAGUAUGCUUCAACUUCCAUGGAGGCUACACGUGCCUAAAUCCUUUACAGUGCGAAAUUCCUUAUGUCAUCGUUAGUGACAAUCAGUGUAUGUGCUCGGCUGAAAACCCGGCCUGCAGGGAGAGGCCCUUCACGGUUUUGUACCGACACAUGGACAUGUUGUCAGAGCGCAGCGUCCCGACCGACAUCUUCCAAAUGCAGGCCACCACACGCUACCCGGGCUCCUUCUACAUCUUUCAGAUAAAGUCGGGCAACGACGGUCGAGAGUUUUACAUGAGGCAAACCAGUAAUGUGAGCGCCACGCUCGUUCUGUCGCGGCCAAUCAAAGGGCCGAAGGAGGUGGUGCUGGACCUGGAGAUGGUCACCGUCAACAACGUCAUCAACUUCCGAGGCAGCUCCAUCAUCCGACUGACGAUAUACGUAUCAGAGCACCCCUUUUGAGCACCCACCUUAAAGCUUAUGCUCACCCACAGCUGGUUUGUUUGAGACAGCUCAACGCUUUUGUUUAUCUUAUCAUUAUGUCAUCAUCAGUAAAGGCACAUCCGAUAAGGACUCAGAUGACAGGAAGGCAUUCCUGUGCUUGAAUCCCCACCCUGGUUUACUGGAUACUGAGCUUUUAUAGCUACAGGACGGACACAGAGAGAUAUUUAUGGUGUACAAUUUCUGACAUCCUCUCCUCAGACGAUAGAAUGGUUGAAAUUAUGCUCGCUGAGUAUUGUUGUAGAAGCAUGACUCUCUCAAGUUUUCUGUGAAUCUUCAUCCCUUCACAUUUAAGCUGUGAAAGUGACUUCCACGCUGUCGUUUUUUGUCACGGUCAUUGUUGACAGAAAAAGAGCUCAUCAUCCGAACACAAGUUGUGAAUUUGCAGAGGCAAUAUUUGAAAUGAUGUAACGAAAAGUCUUCCACUGAAUUAUUGAUCAAAGUUCUUUUUUUUAGACAAAUAAAUACGUUUACCACAGAAACUACCGUCCGUAGAGUGAGGCGGAUCCGGAGCUUUGGAUGCUGACGAAUGCAAAUAAGGAUCAUAAUGCAAUGAUUUUCAACUCAUUUCAAUUUGAUAUGAAUUGAAAAUGUAAUAUGAUUCAUAUUUUUGCAAGAAUAUUAAUUUUGAAUUUGAUGGUAUCAUACUAUCAAGUGCGUGUUAAUGAUACUGCGUUACAUAAUGUAUUAUGGUAAGUCUGUCUGAGCAUUUGAGAACUAAGAAGACCAGUUAUGCAGGUUGUUGAAAAGUGAAAGCUUGAGACUGUCCAAGGUCCCUUUUGUCUUAAAACUUAUACAAUUUUCCUCUGUUCAGCCUAAACCAGGAGCAAAGCCCUGCCAUUCUUUCACCCAAUUACCUUUUCCCAGUUUUGUAGCAAUGAUAAAGUAGAAGAGAUAUAGUCUGUCCAGGUAUCUCAGGGUCUGCCCCUCCUUUAUGCUACAAAGCCCCGUCACUUGCACCACAUUGUCAAUAU